AUGGUGGAGGACAAGGGAGCAGCAGAGCAAGGCGUCUCUUGGCGGCGGGGCUGCUCUUCCUCGACGCGUCGCUCCGCGCUGCCGUCCCAGUCCACCUCCGCCCAUCCCCGCGCCGUCGGCGACGAAGGGCUGGUCGGCGCGGCCGUGCUGGGCCCCUGGCCUCCUCCGACGCGCACCUCCCUCCGUUCGCGCUGCGGCAUCCGCCCCACCCGCUCCCUUCCCCUCGAGCUACGGAUCUACGGUGUCCUUGGUUGCCCGGCAGCGGAUGCCCCUGCAGCUCGCCCGGCCGGGAGUGCGCCCGGCGUGCCAUCCCCUCGCGUGCUUCCCAGCCUGCAGGUGCGGCUUUGGCCCUGGAAUUCAUGGACAUGCACUUCCCUCCCCUGUCCAUGGUUGUCCAGCGCGGUUCCAGAUCUGGCCCCCCGCGUGAGCUGCGUUCCUUCCAGCUCCUCCGGCUUGUCAGCAUCUUGGUGGCUUCUCAACCCACCCUGUAGAUGUCCUUGUUGGCCGGUGUCCAUCCCGGCGCGGCUCCGGCUUCGGCGUGUUCUUGGAGCCGCGUCUCCUUCCGGCUCCUUUGGCACAUUUGCGCCCCUGUGGCUCCGGUCCCGGCCACCUUCGCUUCCCCUGUGUCAUCCACCCGGUCGCCCAACCUUGCCCACCUCCAUGCCCCCCCACCUCCGCCUGAUCCGUAGCUCUCAUGUCUGGCGAUGUCUGGUGCCUCCUUCGGCAGCGGACGUAGCUCCCCUUCCUACGGUGACAGUUUCAACUGACGACUUGGCUUCCUCUUCUCGGAGUCUUGCUCCGACGGCUUGGGAUUGCUCAGAAUCUCGCCAAGGCGAAAUCCUUGCUCGAUCUUUCGAUGCUGACAGCGGCGACACCUGCGGGUGCCGUCACCUUCUUGGAGGCGCUUCCAUGGCCGUCAUUUGUGUCCCUCUUCGAGCAGCAGGGGAAACCCUAGGUCUGGUUAUCCAGAUCGGGCGGCGAUGGUGUCUUGGCGUCGUUCUCCUUCAUGAAGGCGCUGUUUUGUUUGUUUGCGGCGUCCUCGGCAGUGGAUUUAGAGAUGUUGGUUGUCAUGUUGUCACAUCCCUAGCUUCUGUCGUGGUCCUGUCGUGGGCAGAGAGGAGAGGUCUUAGUCGGGCCAUCCAGCUUGUCAAGACAAUAUAUUGGCCACAGAAAUCGGCAUUCGCUUGGUUCACGUUUGUCCCUAUGGGGCCGGACUUUUUUGUCCCUAUGGCCGGGGCGUUCGUGUUUCGAUGUGCAGACUGGCCUGUGCUUUAG
This is a messenger RNA of Triticum dicoccoides, 1275 nucleotides long. RefSeq lists its product as uncharacterized. The transcript is spliced from 6 exons. Bases 1 to 1275 code for a protein of 424 amino acids. The record is from RefSeq and is a predicted model, not a curated record. NCBI's taxonomy places the organism in Eukaryota, Viridiplantae, Streptophyta, Magnoliopsida, Poales, Poaceae.